GAAGACAUCGCCCACCGCCUACUCUCUCAGAGACUAGAUUGAUGUCCUUUCUACACUCUUACUCCACCGAAAUACUGAUCUUAGAAAGUCCUAGGCUCGUCUUAUUAUAUGAAGACCUUUUACUAGACCACUAUCAUGCCUCCGUCCUCUGCCUCGACACCUGCUAUAGACCAGUAUCAUCCCUGCUACCCAUUUUGGCUCGUGCGUGUUCUUUGCUCCUGUGGUCGCCUGUGUUGCGCUUAUCAUCCCCUUGUUCCUCGGGAUUGUGGACGCCCCGACAAAAUCAAUACCUCGUCCUAUCCAAAGAACCCAUAAUCCUGGUGACUGAGCGGCAAUGGGGAGCAACGGCCUCAGCAGUGGAGUGGAGACCGGCAGUCGGGGUUCUUCUUCUGUUGAAGCACCAAUGUUUUCGAGGCUCAAGAAAAGCCUAAUAGAAGUAUGGCCCGCAACCGUCUUGGUUGUUGAGACGCUCUUUUUCCUAGUAGUGUUUGCAGUGUUGCUAGAAGCAUUCGGGUUUUUCCGGAAGAAGCCAUUGAUAUCUUUUCUCUCCAGUAUAUUUUUCCCAACUACUGGGCGAGAUGAGGGCAGGAAAAAUAAAAAGGGAGAUGAAAAAGUCGGAUUACGGAUGCGAGGUAUACCUCAUGAAAAUUGAUGGCAGAUGACCGAAAAGACAGGGUCUUCUACUUAUCGUCAAAUCUUUAAUGUACUGUUCCUUGCUCUUCGAACACAUUCACAUACAAAAAGUACCUUGAACUACACCUGUCUGCACCUGCUAUACCCAGGUCGCCCCACGAGUAGGCGUGUGAUAUUAGAUGGCUCGGACUCAGAAUCGGAACCCUCAGUGGCGGAUGAGCGCAGUAACGGGUCUAGUGCGAAUAUAUUGCCGCUUUGCAUGCGCGUGCUGGAUCACAAGGUGGAGGACGACACUGGAUACUAUGAUUAUGGCAAAGGCAGUGAUGUAGCAGAACAAUGGGUUCUAAUUAUUAUAGGGUACAACAUUGCUCAAUUCGAAUCAUAGUAUUACCGGUGAUUCUAUAAUAUAGUGUUCAUGCGAUUGUGGUCCUUUUAAUACUCGGUGGCCUUGUCGCGCGGACUGCAAGGAGAGGUCUUGUACAGCGUUUGGAAACGCUAUAGCGAAUUCCGUGAAUUACAUCUCGCUUUUGGCGGUGCUUUCCCGGAUUUUCCUGGCAAAACCCUUUUCCCACUCAGGAGGCGUACUAUUAAGGGUGGCUGACGGUAACACAAUAUAUGUCUUAUAAGAAUAAUGUACUGCAUUUGCAGCAGCUUCAUUACACGUCUGACAGGUUAUUUGCGCUUGCGUUUUUUAAGGGUAGGUUAAAGGUGCUUUUCUUACCGCUUUUUAUGCCUCUCCUAAGGGAGAAAGCCAUAAAAAGCGGGGUAAGCAAGCACCAAAAACCUACCUCUAAGUUUUCGUAAGUAUCUUCCUUUUUUUAUGGGUACUGCUCUCUUCUAAUCUCCUGGAUGAGAGGCGAAUGCUGUUGGAAAAGUUUCUGCAGCAAUUGGAUUUUGGGAAUUCUCUAUCACACUUGAAUCCGUUUUUUGGUUUUUAUGGCGAGUUUGAGCUGAGUUCUGGAGACGUGCGCGGCAACGAUAUUAACAAGAGGCGCCGCGCGUCCCCUGAAGGCGAGGAACGCGGAUUCGUUCAAGAUUUAUGAUGCUGUGGGAGCUUACAACUUCUACUUGGCUACGAUAUAAUUGAUUGGUGUGAAUGACGAUGUUAAUUGGUGUUUUGUACAACUGCAGGUUGUUCUUCUGUAUCCAGUGGUAUCACUCGAUAGGAAAAAUGAUCCCGCAUUUAGUUUUUUGAUUUGCUGGAAGUGCCCCAGCUCAAGCAGGGCCGCAUGAGAGUUGAAUCAGCUGUCAAUCACAAAGUAAGGCCAUUUUCAUACUGCUUGACGCCAGCCGGAAUAGCAAAGCAAGAGCUUCUCAGUACGAAACAGCUACCGAAGAUAGUCGAGGACCGACUUCGUAAAAUUCAGGACGUUUAUCCUCGCCUGCUGAAAGACGUUGAUAGCUGGAUCCUAGAGAAAAGUGGCGCAGAUACACAGGUAGUGCCACUUUUUUGUAAUAGUUCGCCCAAGACUCUACUAACGAAGUGCGUGGCCGUGUCGCUGCAUGCGGGAUUGCAGCGCGAUCUGCGUGCCUGAAAAUCUUAGGAAGCCGGGUGGGCUGUGGUGCCUGACCAGCAGACACAUACGUGAUAGCGCAGAAAUGGAGGGCCGGCGGGGGUCGAUGGGGCUGCCCAAUACACACGGGAGGCCCAAGACGUGAGGCGAAUCGGUUCCCUUCUGGUGCAGACUGCUUCGGAUUACUUCGGGCAUACAGGGGCACGCAAGCGCCUGACAGAAAAACGAUGACACAGGGCGCAGCGCGUGCACGGUUAGGCAGCUGCUGAGGGGAGCCCGCAGCUCUCCGGUGCUGGGGGUUGACUGCUGUGCGUAUCCCGAAGCGCACACGGGGCCGAUGUGACAGCUUGAGGACUCCUGGGCUUGGGUUCGCGAGGCGGAGAGAUCCAGGCAGCAGCCACGAAAGCGGCCGCUCCACGUGGCGGGCCUCUUCUCUCUUGUCGCAGGCUAUCAUCGUGGAGCCUACCUGCCCGGGCGCUUCUUGUUCGUAUUGGUUUCGUGGCCCUCCAGCGCGUUGGGACGCGCCUGGAAGGAAGCGGGGGGGCGCGGCUUCGUGGUCGUGGGGGCUUCAUGUUGAGCGCAGACGCGCCAAGGCUUUUAGUUUUACUUGUUUAUUUCGGCAGGGAAUGAGUCUGGUCGAGGGCUGCGUGAUAUUGUUGAACAGGCUCGCUGAAGAGAAUCAAGCGCGGGCCCGCCGACGUAAGCAACGGCUGACAACUCAAAAGCCUACAGCUGUGGAAAGGGAUGGCGGCGUUGGUAAAGAGCCCAAACAGGACAGGCGCGCGAUGGCGGCGGCGGGUCGUGCUGCUUGGACAAGAUGGGGGGCCCAUAGACCUUCGCGCGCAGUGUGUGUGUGUGCGGGCGUGGAAGAGUGACAGGGACCGCCGACUGUCUGAAGGGGAGGGCUGCCGGUGAGGGGUAGGGAGACGAAAGGGGGAGACGCUGCCGCCUUCAUUAUCAGCGGCAGGCGCUGUCCCAGUCUGCUAGCGGCGCUGUGUCAGUCUUUUGGCUGUGGCGUUUGCUGCUGGCGAGCGCUUGUGUGUCGCGUGCCCAUUUCGUCUGCGUGUCUCACCUGCCAUCAUGCUGUCGUAGAGUUUCUUCUUUCUUCCACUUCCCUACUUAGUACCUAGCUACUGGUUAGCAUUUCAGUCCAAGCAACUUACCCUACCAGAUUUAUUCCCAGAAAACGGACAGGGGUAUGCGCAGAUGGCGUGUGAGUCAGAAGAUACGAGCAUCGCUAGACAUUGUCCGUAGAAACGCAUUUUUGUUGGACAAGAGAAAAGUCUGGGACCCUAAUGUGGAGCCACAGUACUAUUGUCUACUUUUGACUUAGAUGGUGCUUGCUAUUGCAAUUUCGUAAAAAGAAUACACAGAAGUGUAAUGGUUAGCGACAUGGUACCAAGUUGAUGUAUAGGCUCUGCGAGAACCUUUGUUUAUAACGAAAUAUUUUAUCUUUGGUCUUCCUCGGUUCUUCAACAUUAUUAGCGACAGGAGAGGCUUAUAUUUAUGAUCACUUUAGAUCAACGUCUUCGCUCUGAAGUUGUUUCCACCUGAUCUUCCCAAAGAAUCAGGUCUAGCGAGUUGAUAGCGUUUGAGGAGGAUGCAACGCUUUGUGGCAGGGUAGACGUAAGCGAAGUGCUAACAAGUAGACAAGGCCCUGUGAAGAGUAGGCAAAUUGUGACAGCCACACUGACUAAAGGCGCCGGCCACGAUGACGAGGAUGAGGCAGAAGGGGAGGGAGGCGGCUCUGUUGCAGGAAGAGGCUCAGUCGGUGGCGGCGCAGUAUCUUCUGGAGGAGCCACUAUGAAAAACAUUGACAUGAACUUUGACCUAGAACAGUGGCACUAAAGAGAUCGGAAUAAAUUAAUAGGCCUAAGACGAGCUGCGUACACUGGUAAAAAGGUAAAGAAUCUAUAUCUAGCUCUAGGACAUCUACAGGCUAAUCCUAUGGCAUCUUCAUCAAUGCAAGAAUGGCUCUAACUCACGUCGACCGAUGCUUCUGAACGAAGAGAACAAAAAUAAUGCGGACCGCAAUGCCCAAGCAGCAAAUGGAGGAUCGAAGAAGAGCAGCAAAACAAGUGUUGCUUCGAUUAUGGCUCUUGUUGGUACUUGUUAUCUUUCGUCAACCUAUCACAUGAGUAGACUCGAGUGGGAACUUCAUGAACAAAUAUGUGAUGAUCACGAAAUUGCGUUGUCAGACUUCUGCAUUGUUUGUGACACCCUCUGCCAAAACGUUGGAGGCUGUCAUAUCUUCUAACUCCCACGGCGGCAAAUUAGAGCAGUUUGGCGCUGGCUUUCCCGACUGUUCCUUCAAAAGCAGUCUAGAGAGUAUGGUUGUCAUCGAUGAUGGCGAGUUUUACACGUGCUUGACGCGACGCGACGCUUACGUGCAUCUUGAAGCGUUGUCGCUAGUGAACAUGCAAAUCUUUCCGCAGUUUGUAGUAGAUCAAGCGAUGGCGGGAGGUUUGUUCGCCAGUUACUCUGCGCUUUUGCGGCAGUGUGAGGAGGAGGAAGGAGGACAGGGAUGAGGAAGGAAGUGCUGUGGAAGAACAAGAGAUAAGUCUUCAAAACUAAAUCAUAGAUUUUUGAAGUCACGUUUUGUAGUAUGUGGAUGAAGUAUGUCUAACUUGUAUCGAGUUAUUGUGAAAGAAUUUCUUCAGCAACACGCAUUGCUAAUUGAUUUGGAUGUCCGGACUCUGUGUAGUGGACUACUCAGUUUCGCGAGCAGCAGCGACAAUAGGGUGAACACCAGUAGCAUGUACUCAAAUUGGUGACACCUACAUGUAAGUUUUUGGUUUUCGCGUAUCCAUUUUUCUGAAAAUGAAAUAUGCAAAUACAAUUGUAAUUGGGAUAUGAUAUCAUAUUGAAUUCAUCAAUGAACAAUACCAGUACAUCAAUGCCGGUGCUGAAAGAAAGAACAUGUUAGUAUUUGUCAUGAUCUAUCAUGAUCGACCUUGAUGGUCGCACGACAUGCGAGCAACGUGUAAGAAAAAAGUAAAAACGCGUCGUUACGAAUAUUGCAUUAACUAAAAAACUGGGAGUAUGUUGCAUUCGCAACUACUUCAUACAAAAUGAACCGUUGCAAUUCCUUCGUUGAUACCACACUCAAUUCUUUCCUAUGUCAUUAUGGUGAUGUUAGCUCAAU
Messenger RNA from Amoebophrya sp. A25, 5292 nucleotides. The record is from the annotation of a GenBank genome assembly. NCBI's taxonomy places the organism in Eukaryota, Dinophyceae, Syndiniales, Amoebophryaceae.